Messenger RNA from Cavia porcellus (domestic guinea pig), 741 nucleotides. It is a transcript of the gene Mrpl57, whose product is annotated as mitochondrial ribosomal protein L57. The coding region runs from base 176 to 484 and encodes 102 amino acids. NCBI's taxonomy places the organism in Eukaryota, Metazoa, Chordata, Mammalia, Rodentia, Caviidae. The transcript has 2 exons. The record is from RefSeq and is a predicted model, not a curated record. Gene Ontology annotation, biological process: mitochondrial translation. Gene Ontology annotation, molecular function: structural constituent of ribosome. Gene Ontology annotation, cellular component: mitochondrial ribosome.
UCCGAACUCCCCGCUCCUCGUUUGAAUGUGUCGGAGCCGGAAACGACUGGUUCUGCGCAGGCGCAGAGGACCGCUCUCGCGGGCGCGAGGUAUCGCGCGAAGUCAUAGGCACGCGCUUCCGCCAUUGUGCUAGUGGGUUGUCCAGUGCCUGGGUGCAGCGCGCGCGGCCGGAGCCAUGUUCCUCACCGCCGUCCUCUGCCGCGGUCACAUCCCAGGCCGACAGUGGAUCGGGAAGCACCGGCGGCCGCGGUUCGUUUCUGAGCAGGCGAAGCGGAACAUGAUCCGCCGCCUCGAGGUGGAGGCGGAGAACCACUACUGGCUGAGCAUGCCGUACAUGACCGCCGAGCAGGAGCACGGCCACGCCGCCGAGCGCAGGGCGCGGGCCUUCGAAGCCAUCAAGGCGGCCCGUGCGGCCAAGUUCCCCCCGCAUAGGUUCGCAGCGGACCAGCUCGAGCAUCUCAACGUCACCCGCAAGUGGGCCUGACCCCGAGCCUCGCCCUUCGCCUGGAUAGACAGCUGGCCCCGGAACUCUCAAGUAUCUGUGAAGUUGUGAAUAUUUAGACUAUGUUUUACUGAAACAAGCAGUCCUCAUAGGGUACCUGUGUGUAGACUGUCUGGGACAGUGGAGCGCGUGAGCAGUGAUUUGUUGGGUUUCGUAUGUCUGCAGCUUGAUUAAGAUAUCAGGGAUUUCCUGGAGGUAUAAAUGAUAUAAAGGUGUCUUGAAUGAAACUUGCAAUGAAA